AUGGCGACCGUUCCAGUAAACCCUAAGCCGUUCCUAAACGAUCUCACGGGGAAGCAAGUCAUCGUAAAAUUGAAAUGGGGCAUGGAGUACAAAGUGGAUGUGCUGAUUGCCUUUCCCUCCGUCCUUCCCCUCCGUCCCCUCGUUCCGCGUGCUGGAAUGAUGCAACAACGUGCUGUACAUGAGAGGCGUGCCAGAGGACGACGAGAUCACAGAAGCGCAGGAGGAGGAGGAAGGCUGACAGCCACUCUGUAUGGCACUCUGCGGCUCCUCGUGUCCUUGUCUUCCAACCACACCCUCUCAACAUUCAAAUAUGCUGAAUUUUUCACUCCCCACCCCUUCACCAUGGCUUCUAUGAAGCUCCUCGCUCUUCUGAUCGCGAUUUCCGCGAUUUUGGUCGCCCUGCUUGCGCCCUCCGCUUAUGCGGAGUCCAGCGCCGUCGCCACUUCAGGAUCCGCGUCAGCUCUCGCCACCAGGCGCUUCUUGGGCGACGACCACGACGACGACGAUGAUGAUGACGAUCACCACGACCACGACGACGACGACGACGACGACGAUGAUGAUGACGACGACGACCACCAUCACCACCACGAGAAGAAGGAGAAGAAACCCAAGAAGAAGCUGACGUGCAUUGAGAAGUACAAGAUCAAAUACGCCAAGUGCGAGGAGAAGGAGGAGAAGUGCGAGGCGAAGGCGGCGAAUGCGGACGAGAAGGAGGUCUGCGAGGCGCAGUCGACGGUGUGCGAGCGCAAGGCGUACAAGUCGUUCAAGAACUGCAAGUAUGGCAAGUGGGGGUGCAAGGACUGGUGCCUGUACCGCCGCCGCCAGUGCCUCAAGUGGUACAAGGCGCCGAUGUGCGAGGAGAAGUACGAGAAGUUGCACUGUUCGCCUGUGCGUCGCGUGGAUACGUUGGCAGGCUCGAGUGGCCUGGGCUUUUCUAUGGGAGAAGGGUAG
Closterium sp. NIES-65 is the source of this 951-nucleotide messenger RNA. The record is from the annotation of a GenBank genome assembly. NCBI's taxonomy places the organism in Eukaryota, Viridiplantae, Streptophyta, Zygnematophyceae, Desmidiales, Closteriaceae.